AUGGCCCCGCCGGGCCCCCCUCGCCUCAGCCACGGGCCCCCCCUCGGGUUGCUGCUCCUGCUGUUCCUGAAGCUCCUCUUGGGCCUGGCCCACGCAAACCGUCCCCCCUCCCCGGUCAACGUGACGAUCACUCAGCUGCGGUCAAACUCGGCCACCGUCUCGUGGGACCUGCCCGAGGGCGACGGGGUCAUCGGCUACGCCAUCUCCCAGCAACGGCAGGACGGGCAGAUGCAGCGCUUCAUCCGGGAGGUGAACACGACGGCCACGCGGUCCUGCGUGCUGUGGGACUUGGCCGAGGACGCUGACUACGUCAUCCAGGUGCAGAGCAUCGGUCUGGGCGGGGAGGGGCCCGCCAGCAAGCGCCUCCACUUCCGCACCCUCCGCCGCACCGACAGGAUCCCCGGAAGCGGAAACGGCACUUCCCCACAGGGGGACAUCACCAUGGAGGGCCUGGACACGGGGAGGCGCCUGCAGACCGGGGAGAUCAUCAUCGUGGUGGCCGUGCUGCUGAUGUGGGCAGCGGUGAUCGCGCUCUUCUGCAAGCAGUACGACAUCAUCAAGGACAACGACUCCAACAACAACAGCAAGGAGAAGGCCAAGCCCUCCUCGGAGCACAGCUCCCCAGAGAGGCCCGCCGCGGGGGGGCUGCUCCGGAGCAAGAAGAAGUCGCCUUCGGUCAACAUCAUCGAAGUCUGAGCUGGGACCAGAUGUGCCCCCCUAACGCCUGAUGACCCCUGGAAAAGGGGGCCUGCAGAGGAGGCAGAGUUGACCCUCAGGGCCCCAAUGGAGGAAGAUGGACGCCAGACAGACCCUCGGACACAAAGGAGGACGAGUCCCAAGCCGACCCCCCCUCCCCGAGACUGAUUGGGACAGGGACCGCCUUCCUUCACUGCCAGCAGCAGCAUCAGGGGGGGUCCUGCCAUGUCCCCCCAAGAGCCGCAUCACCGACUGCCUUCCCCUCUCAAUGCAUCUGCCAGAAGGAGACCCCAGACUGCCUUUGGGAGCAGAGACCACCCACCCUCAUCCAGAGACGGCGGUGCCUCCUGCUUCCUGCCUUUUCCUCCUCGCCCUCCGCCUGUGGCACCUGCUGCAACUAAGCCUGACCCCGCUCCCCUCCGGUCCCUCCAAGGAUGCUUCGCCUGCUAAAUUGGGGAGGGGGGU
Anolis sagrei ordinatus is the source of this 1161-nucleotide messenger RNA. The record is from RefSeq and is a predicted model, not a curated record. Lineage: Eukaryota; Metazoa; Chordata; Lepidosauria; Squamata; Anolidae.